Messenger RNA from Hevea brasiliensis (rubber tree), 2440 nucleotides. Its product is annotated as ABC transporter F family member 5. The transcript is spliced from 9 exons. NCBI's taxonomy places the organism in Eukaryota, Viridiplantae, Streptophyta, Magnoliopsida, Malpighiales, Euphorbiaceae. Bases 152 to 2281 code for a protein of 709 amino acids. Gene Ontology annotation, molecular function: ATP binding; ATP hydrolysis activity. The record is from RefSeq and is a predicted model, not a curated record.
UUGUCGUUUUGCCAUUGCAUCUAAAGCCCUCUGCCUUUACAAUUAUCUUGUCAAUGGGUUGAGAAGUUCUUCUCUGAGUUCACUCUGUUCAAUUCGCAGAGUUUCCCUGCGAGGAUCUCAGCCCCUUUACCCAAUUUCCCAUUUGCCAAACAUGGACUUAUCCAUCAAGUUCCACCGUCUAGACCUCCACUCUUCUUUCGUCACCGGUUCGCAUCUGUUUGGUGCCAGUAAAUCUCUUCGACUUCCCCGUUUUAGGCAUAGCUCAAAACCCAUUAAAAACGAUCACAGUUCGCUCAAAAUUGCGUCUCCUUUUGUAUGCAGAAGAGGGAAUUCAAAAAUCACUGCCCAGUUAUCCACCGCCACCGUCGAAACAUCGGUUGCCGAGCCCGAGACCGAUAUUGAGUCCUUGUUUUCGAGCAGUUCUUCUGAUGAAUUCGGCAGGAAAGGUGCACAUAAGCAUUCGCAUACUGGGGCUUCGGGUAUUUCAUCGGGUAUCAAGCUCGAAAACAUAAGCAAGAGCUACAAAGGAGUCACCGUGUUGAAAGAUGUGACUUGGGAAGUGAAAAAAGGUGAGAAAGUAGGACUGGUAGGUGUGAAUGGGGCGGGCAAAACGACCCAGUUGAGAAUUAUUACCGGACAGGAAGAACCUGAUUCUGGGAACGUAAUCAAAGCGAAAUCCAACAUGAAAAUCGCGUUCUUGAGUCAAGAAUUCGAGGUUUCUUUGAGUAGGACUGUUAAGGAGGAGUUCAUGAGUGCGUUUGAAGAAGAAAUGGAGAUUGCUGGGAGGCUGGAGAAGGUGCAAAAGGCGAUAGAGGGAGCUGUGGAGGACUUGGAGCUGAUGGGGAGAUUAUUGGAUGAGUUUGAUUUGUUGCAGAGGAGAGCACAGGCUGUGGACUUGGAUGAAGUUGAUGCCAAGAUCAGUAAGUUGAUGCCCGAACUUGGGUUUGCCCCUGAGGAUUCGGAUAGGUUGGUUGCCUCCUUCAGUAGUGGGUGGCAGAUGAGGAUGUCGCUUGGGAAGAUUUUGCUGCAGGACCCGGAUUUGUUGCUUUUGGAUGAACCCACAAAUCACCUUGACCUUGACACAAUUGAGUGGCUUGAAGGUUAUCUCCAGAAGCAAGACGUGCCGAUGGUCAUCAUAUCUCAUGACAGAGCUUUUCUUGAUCAACUUUGUACAAAAAUUGUGGAGACUGAAAUGGGUGUGGCUAGGACGUAUGAGGGAAAUUAUUCUCAGUUCCUUGUGUCCAAGGCAGCAUGGAUUGAAGCUCAGUAUGCAGCCUGGGAGAAGCAGCAAAAGGAAAUUGAGCAAACCAGGGGCUUAAUAAGCAGGUUGGGUGCAGGAGCAAAUUCUGGCCGUGCUUCUUCUGCUGAGAAGAAACUGGAGAGACUUCGAGAAGAGGAUCAAAUAGAGAAGCCAUUUCAACGCAAACAAAUGAAGAUCUGCUUCCCAGAGCGUGGAAGAAGUGGAAGAACUGUUGUAAUGAUUAAGAAUUUGGAAUUCAGUUAUGAGGAUAAGGUGCUGUUUAAUAGGACUAAUCUUACAAUAGAAAGAGGUGAGAAAAUUGCCAUUAUUGGCCCAAAUGGAUGUGGGAAAAGCACUUUACUGAAGCUGAUAAUGGGCUUAGUGAAGCCGAAAGCAGGUGAAAUUGUACUUGGGGAGCAUAAUGUACUACCCAACUAUUUUGAGCAGAACCAGGCGGAGGCACUUGAUUUAGAUAAAACGGUGCUUCAAACUGUGGAAGAAGUUGCAGAGGACUGGAGAACUGAUGAUAUAAAGGGACUGCUUGGGCGUUGUAAUUUCAAAGCUGAUAUGCUUGAUAGAAAGGUUUCCCUUUUGAGUGGUGGUGAGAAGGCACGUCUAGCAUUUUGCAAAUUCAUGGUGAAACCUUCAACUUUGCUGGUUCUGGAUGAACCAACUAAUCAUUUGGAUAUACCUUCAAAAGAGAUGCUUGAGGAGGCCAUAACAGAAUAUAAGGGUACAAUCAUCACAGUUUCUCAUGACAGAUACUUCAUAAAGCAAAUAGUUAAUAGAGUAAUUGAAGUUAAAGAUGGCCAGCUACAAGAUUAUGCAGGCGAUUACAAUUAUUAUCUGGAGAAAAACCUUGAUGCAAGGGCAAGAGAACUUGAACGUGAGGCAGAGCUCGAGGAAAGAGCUCCCAAAGUGAAGGCCAAAUCAAAGAUGUCAAAGGCUGAGAAGGAAGCUCGGAAGAAACAAAAAAUGCAGGCCUUUCAGGCUGCAAAACAAAAGUCUAAAGGACUGAAGAAUUCCAAGAGAUGGAAAUGAAGAGGGACAUACACUAUAAAUUGAUUUAGUUUCACACAUGAUUGAACUAAUUUUACCAUGUAAAGAGCCUUGGAGGUGAUGAUGUCCAUUUUCACCAACGUACUCGACCAUUGUAAAUAAUAUUUGAUAGAAAUGCAGGUUUUGGUUAAAAGGGUGCCA